Aaosphaeria arxii CBS 175.79 is the source of this 1406-nucleotide messenger RNA. Its product is annotated as acyl-CoA dehydrogenase-like protein. The coding region runs from base 4 to 1302 and encodes 432 amino acids. The record is from RefSeq and is a predicted model, not a curated record. Lineage: Eukaryota; Fungi; Ascomycota; Dothideomycetes; Pleosporales. Gene Ontology annotation, molecular function: flavin adenine dinucleotide binding; oxidoreductase activity, acting on the CH-CH group of donors. The transcript is spliced from 3 exons.
AGAAUGACGAGCCCUGCGUAUGGAAGCACGUUGCCCUGGGCGGAACCUCCUUGGUACACCGGCCGCCCAUCACCAUACUACAAAGACUCGCACCGACGACUCCGCGACGCGGUACGGAAAUGGUGUGAAGAGUACAUCGCCCCGCACACCGAAGAAUGGGUAGAAGCCGGCGCGGUCCCGCCAUCCAUCUACGCAGAGUGCGCCAAAGCCGGGCUCCUUGUCCCCAUCGCCGCGGGCAAGACGAUCCCCCCGCAGUGGGCGAAAUACGGCAUCAUCGGCGGGAUUUCCCCGGAAGAAUGGGACGGCUUCCACGACUUCGUGCUGUGGGACGAACUCAUCCGCGGCGGAUCGAUCGCGUCGCUGUUCAUCGGACUCACGGUGGGCGCGCCGCCGCUGCUCAAGUUUGCGAGCACGCAGCUCCAGGAGAAGAUCUUUCCCGAGAUCCUGAGCGGCGAGAAGAGGAUCUGUCUUGCGGUAACGGAACCCUCUGCCGGGUCUGACGUGCGUAACCUGACGACCACGGCAGAGAAGACCGCGGACGGGAAGCACUACAUCGUCAAUGGCGAGAAGAAAUGGAUCACGAAUGGCAUGUUUUCUGACUACUUCAUGACGGCGGUGCGGACGGGCGGGGAGGGCGCAGAGGGCAUUUCGAUGCUGCUGAUCCCGCGGUCGGAGGGCCUCCGCACGCGUCCUGUGCCUGUGAUUGCGGGCCCACUGUCCGCGACGACGUACGUGACGUUCGAGGACGUGAAGGUGCCGGUUGAGUAUUUGAUCGGGGCGGAGGGGAGGGGGUUCGCGCAGACGAUGGUCAAUUUUAAUCACGAGAGGUUGUGGAUUACGUUCCAGGCGCUGAGGGGGUGUCGCACGGCGAUCCACGACGCGUUCCAGUGGGCGCUCAAGCGCGAGGCGUUCGGCAAGACGCUCAUCGAGCAGCCGGUCGUGAGGUACAAGUUUGGGAACAUGGGGAGGCAGAUCGAUGCGCUGCAGGCGUGGACGGAGCAGAUUAUCUACGAGCUGGAGAAUCUGAGCGAUGCGGAUGGCGCGAGACUGCUUGGUGGUACGACGGCGUUGCUGAAGGUAGAGGGCGGGUUGGUGUGCAAAUAUGUGGCGGAGGAGUGUCUUAAGAUCAUGGGUGGUCUGGGGCUCACCAAGACGGGUCAGGGCGCAAGGAUUGAAGCUUUUUAUAGAGGCGUACCCAGUUUUGUGGUGCCGGGAGGAUCAGAGGAUGUCAUGAUCGAUCUUGGGGUGAGGGAAGCGCUGAAGCUGAGCAGGCAGGCGGAGAAGGCGAGGGCUAAAAUUUGAGCGUUGGGAGAUGGAGAACUGUAUUGUAGUUGGCAGAAUUGAUUAUUGGGAGAGUACUUGAUGCAAUUAUACAUUCUCCUUGCGGUUACACAUUAUCGAACAGG